AUGAAUCCCAUAAGUCGAAAACCGAGGGCAGUGUCCCGAAAGAUUCUGACUCCCUCACCCAGAUUUGCAAGUCUAACACAAGCCAACUCAACUUCACAACAGCAGCCAUUGCAGGCCGUAGACAAACAGGAUCUUCUUCAGAAAUACCGGGAGGUAGGAAAUGGCCACGAAGCAGGUGAAGACAUAUUUGGUGGAGCUGAAGAGUCGGAUUUUGGCUUGGGUGACGAUUUCAAAACUUUGAAAAUUUCGAGCCUGGAUCUCAAUACGAUCAGACAAAACCAUGCGGAGGCCAGGAAAGCGAUAAAAUUCGAUGAUGAACUUGGGCUACAAGACCAGGGCACAAUUUUUGGCAAGAAUGGCUACUCUCCACUAGACUCAUUGUCCACCUCUUCACCAAAACAGUCUGUUUUCACACCAGUUUCCCGUAAUUCAGAGUCUACGGAUCGAAAUAAUGGCAUCAGAAGAGUGACAAAGGAAUCUUUAUCGGAUUUCAGUGAAGGAGAAGAUACGGACAUAACAUCAGAGUUCAAUGAUAACGAUUUCGAAGACUUGGAUAACAUCUUUGGAAAUGAAGAAAGCGGCAUUUACGAUAAAAUGAACAAGAUUCUUUCCAACAAAAAGCUGGCAUUACAGAAACAGGCUGAUUCAGAAGAAAUUGAGCUCAGAAGCCAGUUGGAAAAACAGCAAGAGCAACAAAGAAAUACGCUCCUGGAUGUGAACGCUACGCUCAGAUUAAGGGAUUUCAACAAAAUUCAGAUAGAUGCCCCUAAAAACAACUUGACUUCACAGAAUUUAAACAUACUUGAUCAGAUUGAAAAUGAGAAGACUGUCAAUUACGAAUAUACCAGAGAUGAUUUCGAAGAGUUCGAAACUGGCUUUGAGGAUAACUUUGAAAGCAAUCUCAAGAACAGCAGAUCUGUGGGACCAAAAGCCACAAAUAUGGCUACGGUUCGAUCCAAAGCAUCUAUGCCUAUUCUCAGCAGAAAUAACUCUUCUUCAGUAAGGCGAUUCAAGUCAAAUAUGGAUCUAGUAGGGAGUUAUGGCUUUGAGAACAUUGAUGAAGAGCUGAUGCAUAAUGAACCAGAGUUCAACUACAACAACAACGUAAUCCGUAAGUUAGACAGAAUACCGUCGUUCUACAACAGCAACAGCAACAGCCGAAACAGCGAGCUUUCUUCACGAAAAUCACAGCUUCUUACCAAAUACAAGGAGCAAGCACUUUCUGAAAAAGAGAAAAAGAGACAAAGUAGACUUGCGAGGGCUGGACCUGAACAAAGCAAGCAUCCCAAACUAGGAUUGGUGAAGUAUUUAAAUAAUAACUCGGUAAUUAAAAACCCUUCUAUACCGACAAACAACAAGAUGAUGCGGUACAACUCUGUACGACAAGAAUGGGAAGGAAACGAACACGAUCUUCUCCGAUUUGAUAGCUUGAGCAAGCCUUCGCUUAUAACGAUGAAUGAGCUCCAAGAUCCGAUUGAUGACGAUUCCCUCAAACCGAAAAUAGGAAAGUUAGACGUCAAGGACAGUAGAAAUCCUCAUAUGGUGUACGACAACGAGAACAGAAGAUGGAUCAACUUGAGGGAGGAAGACGACUCCAUUUUCAACGACAUUGAAGAUCUUGUUGAGGAUAAUGGAAAUCUUGCCAAAAAGGAAUACGUGUUGGCAUCACCUCCACGCCAAAUUAAACCAAACACACUAGCAUUCAAGGGUUCGAUCUCUCCUUUUGUAGUACCAAAUAUUACGCAUUUGCAAUCACCCAUCACCACUCGGGGAAUAAGUCAGUUCACCCAGAGGACAGCUUCCAGCAAUACAAAUUCGUCUGCUACAGAAAGCUCAGAAGAGGAAGUAGAUGAAGCGUUCAAACUUUCCGCCAAGCUUAUAGACAAGUUCUACAAAGAAGAAGUGAAGAUUAUCAAGAAAACCCAGCAUUGGUUCAAUGCCAACGAGGCUUACGAUUACAAUAUCAAGAAAAUGAAUUUCACAGAUACCGAGUACUACUGGGAAAUCCGCAAGAUGGUUAUGGAGAAUGAAUAA
Messenger RNA from Scheffersomyces stipitis CBS 6054, 2034 nucleotides. It is a transcript of the gene BFA1, whose product is annotated as Bfa1p. Gene Ontology annotation, cellular component: mitotic spindle pole body; SIN/MEN two-component GAP complex. The record is from RefSeq and is a predicted model, not a curated record. Gene Ontology annotation, molecular function: GTPase activator activity. The transcript has a single exon. NCBI's taxonomy places the organism in Eukaryota, Fungi, Ascomycota, Pichiomycetes, Serinales, Debaryomycetaceae. Bases 1 to 2034 code for a protein of 677 amino acids. Gene Ontology annotation, biological process: mitotic spindle orientation checkpoint signaling; regulation of Ras protein signal transduction.